This is a messenger RNA of Clunio marinus, 207 nucleotides long. Lineage: Eukaryota; Metazoa; Arthropoda; Insecta; Diptera; Chironomidae. The record is from the annotation of a GenBank genome assembly.
AUGCAUAAAAAUGCUGCAAUCAUCAAAUAUCCAGACGACAGGAAUUCGACGUCGACGAAUCUUAAGAUCACCGAAAAGAAAAAGAAAUUAAUUCCUGCGCUGCUGCAAGACCAGAUCAAGCAAGCGAGACCAUUCGUAAUCAUUUUAGAUAAGCGUUCGACAUUGAGAACAGCAAACAUCUCCAUUAGAAAUUCCGCAACUGCAUGA